Molecule: messenger RNA, 6846 nt
Organism: Astrephomene gubernaculifera
Lineage: Eukaryota; Viridiplantae; Chlorophyta; Chlorophyceae; Chlamydomonadales; Astrephomenaceae
Source: the annotation of a GenBank genome assembly
GAGACGUUGCUAUUUAGUUUGAUGGCGUCUCAGACGUGCGCGACACAAGUAUAUGCAUGAUGUCCGCGGGGCUGUUCUCUGAAGCAGCUGAUGUAGAUUAAAUACAGCUAUGAGACGCACAUCUGAAGAGUUCCUCGCCUGGCUCUUUAGCUUCGCGUGCUUGAUCUAUAUACUACGUAGCAUCAAGCAUGUCUUACUGCCAUCGGGCGGGUUCUGGAGAAGCCCAUUCGUCAUUUUCUCAGCUGGAGCACUCUUCGCCGUCGCAUGGAUCGCGGUUGCUAUCAUCUGCUCCGUGCUCUUCCUCACGGAACGAUGCCAUCCCGCGGGUGAAGCCACGGAGGGCGAGGAGGCGGCAGCGGCGGGCACCCCUGCAGCUCGGGGGGGCCGGCGGGGCGCAGGCGGAGUGCCGCGACGGCCCUUCCUGCUGCGGCGGCGGGGAAGCGCUGCCUGGGGCGGUGCCGAGGGCGGCUCUGCCCAGCAGCAGCAGCAGCCGCUGCAGCUGGUGUCAACGCACCCGGGGGCGGUACGACAGGGCUGCUUCACGGGGCCCCUGUGGGUAGUCCCCGGGGCCCUGUGGCCCCCCGGCGGCGACCACCCCGGCGGCGACCACCCCAUGCUGCUGCAGCACUGGCCGCCGCCCACACACGGCCCCGCAGCCAUCGCACGCAAGUACCAUGCCACGCUGCUGCUGCUGCAGGGGGGAGGAGAAGCAGCCGGAACCCCGGCGCAGGGCGGAACAGCACCCGCAAAGGGACAUUCCAGCUCCAGCCAGGGCGAUAACGGCAGCAACGCUGCUAUUAACGGUGGUAGCGCCCAAAGCACGGGAGCGGUGUUGGUUCUGGUUCCGGAGCGAGGCGGCAGCAGUGGCAGUGGCAGUGGGGGCAACGUGCGGCAGCAGGGCAAGGCGGGAGGCGGUGGGGGUGGUGGUGCUGCUGCUGCGGGUGGUGGUGGUGGUGGUGGUUCGCAGGUGGUGGUCUGGCUGGAGGGGGCGACGGUGGACCUGAUGCCGGAGGUGCUGGGGAACAGCUCCCCCUGGACCCGGCGCUGCCCGCUGCACCUGCACCACCCGGGCGGGCGGCCGCUGCUGGCGGGGGAGCGGUCGCUGUUCCUGUUCGCGGAGUCAGGUGCGGCCAAGGAGCAGUGGUACGCCGCCCUGGCUGCCGCGGUGGCCCCCCGGGGGCUGCUGGCCAGCUCGCUGCGGCUGUACGGGGACUACUGCCGCCACAUGGCGGGCCUGCAGGUGGUGCCGCCUGCUCCCCAGGCGGCCGGCUCGCCCCUCCCACUGCAGCCCCUGCCGGCGUCGGCCUGGCAGCUACCACAGCAGCUACCACAGCAGCAGUCCACCGACACACCAGCAACCAGCAUGACUGCGGGCUCCAAGGCACCACAACAACAGCAGCAGCUGCAGCAGUCCCAGUCAGGGUCCGCCGGUGGCAAGGGCGGCGCGGCAACAACAACAUCGUCCACACCACCACCAGCGCCCCAGCAGCCCCCCCAGCCAGGCAAGAAGGCGGCCAGCGGUGUGUCCAAGGAGCGGCAGCGGCCCUCGGGGGCAGCCGGCAGGCAGCUGCAGACCCCAGCCGACCCGCCCGUCGGUGCACCCAGCCGACCUCGCGGCCGAAACCCCUUCGCCUUCAUCCUCAGUCGCUUCAGCCGCGGCCCCGCUGCAGGCAGCCGCGGCACUGCAGGCGCUGCGGCUGGAGUCGGCAGCGGCUCCGCGGUCACCUCCGCCCCAGCCUCCGGACCGCCCUCGUGCGUGCCCUCUGGCGUGGGCCUCAGCACCGCUGGCAGCAGCGCUGCCCCAACCGCUGUCAGCGCUGCCCCUACCGCGCAUGAGGGUGAGGGCGGGGGUGGGGGUGAGGGUGCUACUGGCGAUGUCACGCGGCAGGAGGCGCAGCAACAGAAGCAGCCGGGCGAGGGGCUGGCGGGCGCAGCAACAACAGCGGCAGUCCAGCCGGUGAUGGAGGCGCAGGAGCAAGGAGGCAAGGAGGAGGGCUCUCAGCAGCGGCAGCAGCAGGACCAGCAGCAGCAGCAGCAGCAUGAGCGGCAGCAGCGGGUGGUGCAGCUGGUGGAGUUCACCGCAGCUGCCGCUUCCGCCGGCUAUGAGGAGGAGGGGCUGCAGGGUACCUCAGGGGGGCGGCCGCAGGCGGAGGAAAAGGGCCUGCAGCAGCCUGACGGGCGACAACAUGAACAGCCAUCGCCUGAACAGCAGCAGCCGCACCGAUUGGAGAGUCCUGACUCGCGCGGCGUUUCGCAAAUGGCCGGGGAGCAGGAAGGCAGGGAUGCUCAGCUGCUGGAAGCGCGGCAGCAGCAGCAGCAUCAAGGAGCCUCUUCGCCCGCAGCAGCAGCAGCGCCCGCACCUGACCACCUGCCGCAGCAGACGCUUCCCCCAUCUCCACAGCCGUCACAGCCAUCACAGUCUACACACGCAGACCUAACGUCGCCGCCAGUCCCCAUGCCGCCUGCCGAGGAGCAUUGCGGCAUGCGACACCUCUUGUUGCUGACCAUUGAUGAUGAUGAGGCUGACAGCCGGGGCGGCGGCAGCAGCCGGGCGGCUGACGACGGUGCGGCGGGACUUAGUCUCGUGCGACCCACGGGUCAGCUGUCACAACCGCAGCCGCAGCCUCAGCCGAGCUUCACCAUGUGGGCCACAUCCCAGCUCGGGGCGGCAGAGGCGGAACCGUUGGAAGCGGCAGCAGUCUGCUGGGACGCUGCGGUGUCGUCACCUGCGGAUGCAGGCCAAGGUGCACGUCCGGCAGCAGCGACAACAGCAACAACGACUGCAACAACAGCAGCAGCAACGCCACCAGAGACCGGCGUGGGUAUCGCGCAUCAGAAGGUUGACGUCCCUUUUACCUCACCCAGCGCCUCACCCCAGCCGCUGCCUCAACCCAUCCCAACAUCGUCGCCGAGGGUGAUAUUAACAGCAGCGACCCACGGGUCUGUCGCACCUCAUCCGCUGGCUGACACAGAUGAUGACGUGGCCCCGUCUACCUUCGCUGCUGCGGCUGACUCCGUUGCCGCCGCUGCUGUAGCUGGUGCUGCUGGUGCCGGCGAUUCUACUACGCAGCAGCCCUCCCCGUCCCCAGCCUCCUCUCCUCCUCUGCUGGUCCAGCAGUCAAGGCACUCGGGCAGCAUGCCAAACCUCUGGGAUGCCGCCCGGACUGCUGCACUGGGGGAGGAAGCGGGCACGGAUCAGCCGCUCAUGGCGCCUCCCGGACCACUACUGGAUCCCCUGGUAACACCUCUGUCCCGAGCAGAAGGGCGUGAGGAGGAAGAGGAGGGUCCUCGGCCGCACCCGGCCCCUCCUCUGCAGCAGCAGCACCCACAGCAGCAGCAGCAGCAACACCCAGCCACCGCGGCAGCCGCUCACAGGAGUCCUCCGGAACCCCGGGAGAUCGAGAUGCGGGAGCGGCAUGCGGUGGCUGCUGGUGGCGCUGGUGGUGGUGGCGCUGCUGCUAGGGGCGCUGCUGAUGCCGUUGCUGCUGCUGAUGUCGUUGCUGGUGGUGGCGGGGCUGCUGCUGGUGGUGGUGGUGCUGCUGGUGGCGGGACUGCUGGUGGCUCCCAGCCGGGUUCCAAGAGUGCGCCCGCCAGCCUGACCCGGCAGGAGCUGCGGCGCAUGCAGCGGGAGGAGCAGGAGCGGAUGAAGCAGGAGCAGCAGCGCGCCAAAGCGGCUGCCAAGGCGGCGGAGGAGGCGAGGCGGGCGGAGGAGCGGGCGGCACGGGAUCGAGCCCGGGCUGAGGCGCAGCAGCGGCGGCAGGAGGAGGAGGCGCGAGUACGGGCGGCGAGGGAGCGGGAGCGCUCGCAAAAGCAAAUGCGGUCCGCCAAGUCCAUGCAAGACCUGUCAACGGCUGCUGCAGCGGCGGCGGCAGCGCCAAGUACAGCAGCAGCAGCCGCCGGCGCCGCUACGGUCGGAACAGCACCGUCGACGCCGCCAGCCUCACGCGCUUCGUCUUCCGGAGGUGCGGGAGGCGGCCCGGCUGUGGCGGCGGCAGCUGCUGCCGAUGGCACUGGUGCGGGUGCUGCUGCUGGCCCGCCAGCUAUUCCGCUACAGGGGUCGAUAGGGUUAGCGGCGACGGCGAGGGGGCUUGAAGGGGUCGACAAGGCAGCCACCUUGGCUGCUGCUGCUGCUGCUGCUGCUGCGGAGGCGGCACCGCAGCCGCCUGUGCUGCCGACCAACAUACCGGUACCCCCGGCCUCCGCACCACCCGGUGCCCUCGUGGAGCUGCUGCACGGCCUCAACGCGGUGCUCAUGCGGGUGGGCUUCGAGCUGCUGCGCCGCGCCGGCUUCCAGGGCUGGCUCCGAAACCUCAUCCAGGAGCAGCUAGACCGAGUGGGCCGGCCCGGCUUCCUGCACGGCCUCACUCUGCGGCGGUUCGAUCUGGGCUGUACGGCACCGCAGCUCCGGGACGUGCGCGCCGUGGCGGGUCCAUUCAACGCCGGUCCUGGCAGCCCUGCCUGGCCGCAGCUGGCUCUACAGAUCGUGUGGGUGGGCCACGCCAGCGCCAUCAUCGCCACCAAAAUCGACUUCGACCACUCCUCCGCGGCGGCGGCGGCAGCGGAAGUCGCAGCGGCGGCGGCAGCGGAGGCAACCGGGGCGCCACCACCCAAGACAGAGGCAGCAGCGGCUGCAGCGGCGGCGGAAGCCCGUGCAACACCCAGCGCCGAAGCUCCAGCCAGCCAGCUUCCACCAACCACGACACCACGGCAUUCCAAUGGGGGCGAGCAACAGGGGACAGCUGAAGACGUCGCGGACGCUGCUGCUGCUGCUGCUCCCGCCGUCGCUGCGGCAGCGGUGGCGGCGGCACCGUCCGGCCUGGGUAACAACUCAAAUUCAAAUACGAAGCACCACCAGCACCACCAGCAGCAACAACAGGAUAGUAUCCCAGUCUCUGGGGAACCCCCGGCGUCCCAGGCGGUGAGCCCCGCCACCCGGCCGCUGCUAGCAUGCGAAGUCAGCGGUGGCGGCCAGGAGGCCGAGGGUGGCGGGGGUGAAGCAACCUCCGCUACUGCUGCUGCUGCUGCUCCAGCAUCGGGGACGGCCGAAGCGUCUGCGCCGGCAACCGACAACGCCGCCACCAACACCACAGCUAGCGGCGGUACAGCACCGGCAAGUGCCCCAUGUGGCGGCAGUACCAGCGCUAGCGGCGGCGGUGGCGGCAGCACAGGCGCUAGCGCUAGCGGCGGUGGCGGUGGUGGCGGGCGGUUCUGGUGGAACUUCGUUCCCUUCUUCUCCGUCAUCCGCCGCACCGGCCAGGCGCUGGCUGCCAACCUGGCCGGGCAGCUGAGCGGCACUCCGCUGGAGGCUGUGGCUCAGUUUCGCGGAGCCACCCCGGCUGGACUUCUCCGUCACGCCCGUGCUGGGCAGCCGCCGGCUGUCCGCGGGGCUGCUGGUGGGCAGCUUGUCAGCUUGGGUGCGGGCAAAGGUGGUCGCGGGGCUGUCCCGCGCCAUGGUGUUCCCCAACUGUGUGGACAUCCGCCUGCCGGGCAAUCUGCUGCUCUCACCCGACACGCCCCGAGAGGCGCUGCGCAACUUCGCUCCACCGCCGCCCGCUCCCGCACAGCAGCCUCGUCCCUCCUCGGCUACGCCACAUGCCAAGUCCACUACCGCUACUGCCACUGCUACCGCCCCCGCUGGCAACGCUGCUGGUGCAGCUGAUGGGUUGCAAGGGGCGCCGCAACAGCGGCAAGGCCACCAGCAGCAGCAGCAGCAGCAGUCACACGCGACAUCCAGGCACACAGGUGCAGCGGCCCCAACGCAAGUCCCCUCUCAUGCGGCUCUCAGCGCGCAAGAACCGUACACCGCGUCGGCGGCCUUACCAGGCGACAUCGCUGCAGGCGGACUCGGACCCGGCAGACCCGCGGGUCGGCCCCCCCGCCAUCCACUCUCCACGUCGUCUGGCUACGCCACGCCGACAACCGCAGCGGCUCCCGGCGGGGGCAACGGAGGUCAUCAACGACUAGCGACGAUGUCCCCUACCUCCUCCUACGCAUCCCUCCUCGCCGCUGCCACCGCUAGCGUCCUGGGUGCGGUGAAUGGCGGCGGCGGCGGCACCGGCGGCGCUACUUCUGCUGCGUCUGCAGGCGCUGCGACGCCGCCGGCGGCGUCCGCUUUCUCCGCUGCGGCCCUGGCGACGGCGGCAAUGGGCCUGGGCGGGGUCGGCGGCGGCGGCAGCAGCAGCCUGCUUGAAAGCGCGCUGGGUCACAUGUUCCGUCGUACUUCUUCCCUUCUGGGCAGCAGCCCGGGCACCUUGUCACCCCUGGACGGCCUGUCUGACGCAAGUGGGGACGACGAGGGUGGGGAUGCUGUGCAUGGUGACCAUGAGGACGAGGAGGAGGAGGAGGAGGAGCAGGAGGAAGGAGAGUACGGCGAAGAGGGCUUUGCAGUAGAAUACGACCAUCACCAUCGCCACCACAACCACCACCACCAUCACCACCGCCAGCACCACCACCCAGGAGGUGAUGACUACGAUCAACCCGAGCAUGAAGUAUGGGAGGCGGCAGCGCGGCUGCAUCAACAGCAGCACGACGUACGGCAACAGUACGGCAGCGCUGACGGUGGGAGCGGCGCGGACGUGGACAUGCAAGCGGUGCUGCAGUCGCCACCGCUUUGGGAGCCGUACGACGCUUCAACUACCGGUACUAACGGUACUAACGGUAUUAACGGUAGCAUUGCCCAUUACGACCUCGCGCCGCCGGCUGCGAUCAGUGCCCAGCAGCAACCAACCGCCACACCUCGUGCAGGUGUGCAGCAGCCUGAGGCACUUCCGCAGGCAUCGGUGCAAGAAGUACCGGCACAGGAGGGUCCGGGGCAGGGCCGCGCAAAGCCCCCGCAGCAGCAGCAGC